This is a messenger RNA of Drosophila hydei, 984 nucleotides long. RefSeq names its product cilia- and flagella-associated protein 36. Bases 49 to 984 code for a protein of 311 amino acids. The record is from RefSeq and is a predicted model, not a curated record. Gene Ontology annotation, cellular component: ciliary base; axoneme. The transcript has 4 exons. NCBI's taxonomy places the organism in Eukaryota, Metazoa, Arthropoda, Insecta, Diptera, Drosophilidae.
GGAACGAUUUGAUUUUUACGGUCAUUGCGUAGCGCUCGUUCCGUGAAUAUGGCCGCUGAAGAUUCUUGGGUAUUUGAUUCGCUGGUCUGCUUUCUCCAUGGACCCGUCUGGAAUGCUCCGCUGCAGACAUUUAUCGAGCAGAAGUCCUUGGUCUUUGAUCCCAACUUGCAGCUGGAUGAGAACAAUGAGGAUAUACGUCAAAUCCAUGAGGAGUACAAGAAUCUGGUGGACUUUAUGCUGGGCAGCUUCAUGGAGGAGAUGCACAUAACACCGGAGCAGUUCGAGCUGGCCUGCCUUGAGGGCCGUCAGCAGGGUCCGGGCGAGAAUCCAUUUCAGUUUCAUCAGGUGCUCUUUCAGCAGAUCUGGGCUGCAAAUGAUUUGAAGAUCUUUAUACGCAUGAUGACCCAACGUAAUGUGGAGCUGCAGCUGCAGGCGUUGGAUCUCAUUGAGAAGCAUCAAUUGGCGCGCACUGCUUCUGCAGAGCUGGGGGAAGCAGAGACCCCAGCAGGCGCAGAGGGAAGCAAUGGAGUGGCUGACUUGGAUGUGGAUGAACUGAUAGCCAAAACGGUGACCAAUGAGCUAGAGAGUCCAGAGGCUGCUUUAACGCCUGAGCAGGAUGCCAAUUUGGGGCUGGUCAACGAUAAGUUUCAGCGUCUGAAUCUGUUUUUCGAGCAGGAGGAUCAGGUGGAUCCCAAUGAGAUAAUCUCGCGCCAACAAUAUUUGCGCCAGCAGCGCGACAAGAUCGUGGAGAUCAAAAAGCAAACGCGUGCCAAGCAGCUGCAGGAGACGGUGGCACGCAACACGCCACAGCAGCCGCUGGAACCAGGUGCACGACCCAGCUCAGCGCAGGUGGCACAGCAACUGCUCGAGAAUGUGGAGCUGGGCAAGCCGCCCGAAGCAGUGGAUGAGGCGGAUAAUGCGGCGCUGCAGCUGCGACGUACGCUGGCCAAAAGGCUGCGCAGUGAAGUCGUGGAACACAAUUGA